AUGGAGAGUUACCACAGUCUUUUACAAGCUUCAUCUCAGCUUCAGAGCACUCUGCAGCAGGUAACUGUGCCCAUCAGCCUGAAAGAGGUGGGCGGUUUCAUCGAGAAGCAGGUAGCCUACUUGUCAGGGGGACGAGGGGAGGACUCCAGCGUCAUCAUAACACUCCCAGAAUGCUCUGCGUUUAGUGACAUUCCUGAAGAAGCUUUAGCCAAAGUCUUUACAUACCUCACGCUCAUCCCCCGAAAAAGGCAACCUGGAGUCAAGUUCAUCAUCAUUUUAGAUCGAAGACUGGACACUUGGCCUUCCAUUAAAACUGCACUGGCAAGAAUCUCAGCAUCCUUUCCUGGAAAUCUUCACCUGGUCCUGGUGCUGAGACCCACCAGCUUUUUCCACCGCACUGUGACUGACAUUGGCUUUCGCUUCAGUCAAGAGGACUUCAUGCUUAAGAUGCCAGUGGUCAUGCUGAGCUCUGUGACAGACCUUCUACGCUACAUUGAAGAAAACCAGCUCACAUCGGAGUUUGGAGGAACAUUAGACUAUUGCCACAGUGACUGGAUAGUUUUACGAACAGCGAUUGAGAGUUUUGCCAUGACAGUCAAAGACAUAGCUCAUUUGUUGCAGAAUUUUGGCACUGAGGUGGCUGAGACUGAUCUGCCCAAUGAGACAAAAAACACAGAGUGCCUUCUGGAAUCACAAACCAACAAAUACAGGAAACUGAAAGAUGCAAUCAGAACCGUGUCAAAAGAGGGUUGUCAUCUGCUGUCAAAUCUGCAGACGUCUGAUAAAGGAGACUCUCACUGGGAUGUGCGGCUAGACACUGAAACUGUGCACAGGCUUCUAGCUCAACUCAGAGAAAUGGAGUCUGCCUUUGAUGGUUUCUUUGAAAAGCAUCACAUGAAACUACAUCAGUACCUGCAGCUGCUGAGAUUCGAACAAAGUUUCCAGGAGAUGGAGAUGUGUUUAGAGCAUCUCCAAACUCAGGAGAAGGACCUUCUUUCUUCAGUCGACAGUCUUCCUCGAGCAGAGCAGGCACUGAAGAAGAUGGACACACUUUGGUCAAGUGCUUUAGAUGUGAUGUCACGGGCUCAGAUCAUAAUCCUCCACGGACACCAACUUUCUGCUAAUCACCAUUAUGCCAUGGCGCUCAUUAUGCAGCGCUGCAACGAGUUGCGCCACUGCUGUGACACUCUGAACGUGGCUCUGAAGAGCAAACACACGGCUCUGCUGCAGGCGCAUCAGCUGCUGCUCUGUCUGGGUCAGGCCCAGACCUGGUGUGAUGAUGGAGCUUAUCUAUUGGCAAGUCAAGUUGGAAAUAAGUACCAGUCUAAAGAAGGCGCGCAGUCUGCUUUAAAGGACAUUGAGAACUUCCUGCAGGGGGCGCCGUCAGUACUGAGCUCCGGCCCUGAGAUUGUAGCCAUUGAAUAUGAAGCGAUUCUUACUCCACAGCUGCAGUCUCAAAUCCAAAAAACCUUUGAAAAAUAUGCAACAGUACAACAAAUGAUUCAGAAUCGACAAAACUGUUUGAAAAAGUUGGCAGACAAACACAUACGACCAGUGCAGCUUGUGGCCCCAAGAGCUGAGAACUCUCCUCGCUCAAAGUCUCCUCUCUUCUCUCCUAAGAACAGUGAUGGCUUAAAGUUCACCUUUGACCUUUCAUUACCCGGAAAGAGGACAUCCAAAAAAGCCAUUCACUCCAGAAAGAUCGAGGUUAUCCAUGACUACCAGGAGAGCCGUAGCUGCUUGUCGUACAGUGUGGAGGGAGAGGACAGCCCGGACGUCCUGAAGCGACGUGUCAUGAGGGAAUUGAUCGAGACUGAGAGGAUUUAUGUGGAGGAGCUGCUGUCAGUGCUCUUGGGUUACAGAGCUGAAAUGGAAAACCCGGCCUUGUCUGGUCUUCUGCCUCCAGAAAUUGUCAGCACGAGAGACAUUCUCUUUGGAAACUUGCAUGAGAUCUACAAUUUUCACAGUAGGGUUUUCCUGCAGGAUCUCGAGGGCUGCCUGGAGAGCCCAGAGGCUGUUGGUGCCUGUUUUCUAGAACGCAAAGAGUGUUUUCAGAUGUAUGAGAGUUACUGUCACAAUAAGCCACAUUCAGAUGCUUUGUGGAAGAAGUUUUCUCAAUGUACAUUCUUUCAAGAAUGUCAGAAAAAACUAGAGCACAAACUUGGUCUUGAUUCUUACCUUCUAAAACCAGUGCAGCGUCUGACUAAAUACCAACUGCUGCUCAAGGAGCUGCUGAAAAACUGCAGCACAGAGUCAGAAGGAACCUCAGAUCUGCAAGAAGCUUUAGUAGCAAUGUUGGACUUGGUGAAAUCUGUAAAUGACUCCAUGCAUCAGACGGCCAUCACAGGAUAUGAGGGGCAGCUGUGUGAGCUGGGCAGAAUGCUACUGCAGGGCUCCUUCAGUGUCUGGAUCAGUCACAAGAAAGGAGCUACACGGAUGAAGGAGUUUGCCCGCUUCAAGCCCAUGCAGAGACACAUGUUCCUCUACGAGAAAGCCCUGCUCUUCUGUAAACGCCGUGAGGAGCACGGAGACGCCUCUGACAAGACUCCUUCAUACAGCUUCAAACACUGUCUCAAGAUGACAGCUGUUGGAAUCACAGAGAACGUUAAAGGAGACGUCAAAAAGUUUGAGAUCUGGUACAGCGGCAGAGAGGAGGUCUAUGUCAUUCAGGCUCCCACACCAGAGGUUAAGACAACAUGGUUGAAUGAGCUACGAAAAAUACUGACAAACCAGCAAAAACUCCUGAGAGAAGAGGCUCAUCAACACGGCCCUCUGUGUGAACACGUGCAACUCGAGAGUAAACAGCAGAGGGCGUCCGUGAGUUCAGAGGACACCGAGUCCGGCCGGAGCAGUCCAGACCAGCAUUCAAGUUCUCCCAAACAACAGAACCGCAGGAGUUGGCCCGGGGCUCAUCACGCUGCUGAGGCUGCGGAGGAGUGGUCUGGACAUGGUGAUCCUUUUCAUUUGUCGGACUCAGAGGGGGCGACUCUGCUGACACUGCUUCCAGGCAGAUAUGUAGCUUUGUCAGACUGCCCUGAGAAUGGAACUAAAAGUGUGGCCAUAAAGUCUGGAGACAUCAUUCAACUGAAGCAUGAAGAAAAGCCAGAGUUAUGGCUGGUGAAAAACCUGUCAAUGCAAACGGAGGGCUUGAUGUCCACAGCCAGUGUGCAGUCAGUAUUGAUGUGUUGUCAGAGGGGGCAGACGAGCAGACUGGGCGAACCAGCCACUCUAAAGAUGAGAAAACUCAGCACUCCGUAG
Molecule: messenger RNA, 3258 nt
Organism: Knipowitschia caucasica
Lineage: Eukaryota; Metazoa; Chordata; Actinopteri; Gobiiformes; Gobiidae
Source: the annotation of a GenBank genome assembly